Molecule: messenger RNA, 1889 nt
Organism: Cuscuta campestris
Lineage: Eukaryota; Viridiplantae; Streptophyta; Magnoliopsida; Solanales; Convolvulaceae
Source: the annotation of a GenBank genome assembly
AAAUAAUAAAGAAUACUUUCUUCUUUGUUUACUUUGUUUUACUUUCUUCCUGUGCUCGGCUCUUAACCUAUACAAGGUAAAAGCUUAACUGUAAACGACUUGCCUAUGGAGUCAUGACCUUCCCCUUCGGAACGAAGGUCAAGCUCAACCAACUCAGGACUUCCUCGUUAGGUAAGUUACGAGUGGAGUAUAAGAAGGCACGUAAAGAAGCUAAGUUAGAGGUUACAAGGGCAAAGAAUGCCGCUUUUGAACGCCUCUACAAGGAUAUUGAGGAGAAAGGCGGUGUUAAUACACUGUUCCGGCUUGCUAAAGUGCGUGAGAGGAAGGCCCAAGAUCUGGACCACGUGCGUUGCGUGAAGGACAGUGAUGGUAGAGUGUUACUUGAGACUGCCAAGGUGGCUAAGCGCUGGGGGGAGUACUUUUGUGAACUCUUAAAUGCGGGAGGAGAGCAGAGGCUAGUUCUUAAUGAGCUGGGGCAGUCCAGAGUGUCUCGUGUAUAUUGCCGGCGCAUUUGCCUGGAAGAGGUGGUUCGGGCUCUCCGCGGGAUGCGUAGUGGGAGAGCUUUGGGACCAGAUGAGAUUCCGGUGGAGUUUUGGAAGAAUGCGGGUCGUGGUGCGUGGGUUUGGUUAACCAAACUCUUCAAUGUCAUCUUCCGGACAGCAAGGAUGCCGGAUGAGUGGAGGGAGAGUCUCUUGGUCCCCCUGUUUAAAGGCAAAGGUGACAUCCAGAGCUGCGAGAAUUACAGAGGCAUCAAACUACUUAGCCACACCAUGAAGGUAUGGGAGCGAGUCAUUGAGUAUAGGGUGCGGAAAGGAGUAUGCAUCUCUGAGAACCAGUUUGGUUUCAUGCCUGGCAGAUCGACUACAGAGGCCAUUCACCUCGUGAGGAGGUUAGUGGAAGAGUAUAGGGCUAGGAAGAAGGACCUUCAUAUGGUGUUCAUUGAUCUCGAGAAGGCGUACGAUAGGGUGCCAAGGGAGGUCUUAUGGAGGUGCCUUGAGACGAGAGGAGUUCCCAUCGCGUACACUCGCGCGAUCAAGGAUAUGUACGAUGGGGCUAUGACUAGGGUAAGGACCUUCGGGGGCGACUCCGAGUCAUUAUCGGUAGGGAUGGGGUUGCACCAGGGGUCUGCCCUUAGCCCUUUUUUGUUCGCUUUGGUGAUGGACGUCCUAACUCAAGGUGUGCAAGAAGGGGUCCCAUGGUGCAUGCUUUUCACGGAUGAUAUUGUGCUUAUCGACGAUACACGUGAGGGACUAAACGAUAAGUUGGAACGAUGGCGCCUUGCCCUUGAGACUAAAGACAGGUUUCGGUAUCUUGGCUCGGUAAUCCUGGCUGAUGGGGAGUUAGACGGGGAUGUUGGACAUCGUGUUGGAGUGGCUUGGGCCAAAUGGCGGUUGGCUUCAGGGGUAUUGUGUGACCCGAAGAUUUCGCCCAAGAUGAAAGGCAAGUUCUACCGAUCCAUAGUCAGACCUGCUAUGUUAUAUGGGGCAGAGUGUUGGGCGGUUAAGAAGACUCAUGUGCGUCGUCUGCAAGCGGCGGAGAUGCGGAUGUUACGAUGGAUGUGUGAGAAGACAAGGUUGGAUAGGAUUUCGAACGAAGUUAUUCGACGUCAGGUAGGCAUGGCGCCGGUGGAAGAUAAAUUGCGGGAAGCGAGGUUGAGAUGGUUUGGUCAUGUGAGACGACGGGAUGCUGACGCCCCUGUACGGAGAUGUGAGCGGAUUACGGUUAUCGGGGGAAGUAGGGGAAGGGGUAGACCUAAGAAGAAUUGGAAGGAGGUGAUUAGACAUGAUUUAGGACUUCUCACCCUGACUGAGGAUAUGGCUUUAGAUAGGAACCUUUGGAGAACUAGGAUUAGAGUAGCUGGUUAGGAACUCGGUGCUACAGAGGUUUUU